Asparagus officinalis (garden asparagus) is the source of this 417-nucleotide messenger RNA. RefSeq lists its product as uncharacterized. Lineage: Eukaryota; Viridiplantae; Streptophyta; Magnoliopsida; Asparagales; Asparagaceae. Bases 1 to 417 code for a protein of 138 amino acids. The transcript is spliced from 2 exons. The record is from RefSeq and is a predicted model, not a curated record.
AUGAAGGGCAUUCGUCAUGGUAAUCUAUAUACUUUCUCAGGUACGACAGUGACAAGAGAUGCAUCGGUUGGAACUGAUGGAAGUGGUGAGGACUCAUGUGAGCACACUCGAUUAUGGCAUAGGUGGCUUGGGCACAUGUCAAAGAAUGGUCUAGAUCUGCUCGACAAAGAAGGUUUGCUGAAGAACAUAAAGAAACCUUGCAUAAAUUUUUGCAAGAAUUGUAUGUACGGAAAGGCGCACAAGGUCCAGUUCUUGAAAAGCAAGAACAAGAGUAGAGGUAUAUUAGACUAUGUGCAUACAGAUGUUUGGGGUCCAGCUCCGACAAUUUCCAAGGACGGUUCCAGAAAAUUGAAGACACUGAGAUCUGAUAACGGUACAGAGUAUACAGAGGAUGCUUUCAAGAAGCUUUGUGAUUAG